Bursaphelenchus okinawaensis is the source of this 308-nucleotide messenger RNA. NCBI's taxonomy places the organism in Eukaryota, Metazoa, Nematoda, Chromadorea, Rhabditida, Aphelenchoididae. The record is from the annotation of a GenBank genome assembly.
AUGAAUGGAACAGGACUACUGAUGACGUUAAGAGUAAGUCUAAGGCUAAUCCUAGGGCCUGUGAUUAGACUAGAACUAAAGUGAAGGCUAAGGUUAAUGCUAACGGCUAGGCUAAAGCUAAGGCUAAGGCUAAGGCUGAGGCUAAGGCUAAGGCUAAGGCUAAGGCUAAGGCUAAGGCUAAGGCUAAGGCUAAGGCUAAGGCUAAGGCUAAGGCUAAGGCUAAGGCUAAGGCUAAGGCUAAGGCUAAGGCUAAGGCUAAGGCUAAGGCUAAGGCUAAAGCUAAGGCUAAGGCUAGGACCCUGGGCUAG